Molecule: messenger RNA, 1401 nt
Organism: Dissoconium aciculare CBS 342.82
Lineage: Eukaryota; Fungi; Ascomycota; Dothideomycetes; Mycosphaerellales; Dissoconiaceae
Exons: 1
Biological process (GO): SNARE complex assembly
Cellular component (GO): endosome; lytic vacuole
Molecular function (GO): SNARE binding
Source: RefSeq, a predicted model, not a curated record
GUACAGUGCGACUUAUGCGCCCGGACCCUUGAUCGCGGCCGACGAAGGCCAGUAUGUGUCUCAUGCAUCCGGGCCACACUUUAUGAGCCUCGACUUCAGCAGGCGCUUGAACUGCUUCAUCGACAGGACGCUCACACCCGAGCGGAAGCAAUCGUUCGACCCGGAAACGAUGGUGUACUUGCGGCCUUACCGCCGGAUGCGGACUUUGACGCCAUUACCACUGGCAUUCACAAAUUUAACAAUCAACUUGUACGCGAUGAACAGACCACUACCUCGGUCAGGACAUCCCAGAUUGUUGAAAAGGCGAGAGAGUUGGAGGAACAGAUGAAAGGCCACCGCCAAUAUAUUUUGUCGUGCAAGCAAAAGUUGCAAGAUCGGAGGAAAACCUUGGCUUUUCAGAAGCAGGAAUUUGUUCGUGACCAAUCCACAAUCCUCGAGCCUAUUCAGGCUGCAUCAAAGAAAGCUGGCCAUAGGCUCGACAGAACGCGGGACAAGCUGAUAGACGCACGGCUGGUGCUGUGUCGGGAGGCCGCAUCGGCGUGCAAUUUUAGACGGCAGAAACAAGUAGAUGGAAGUUCGGAAUAUGUGCUUGGAGGACUGAGUAUCCCCAACCUCAAGGACCUCCACUCCAAAACCCAACCAGUAUCCAAGCAAGAUCGUCAUGGUGGCCGUACAGUCGUGGAUCCGCAUGAAUCGGUCUCGGAAGUUUUUGACAGCGUCGCCCGCCUUGUCAGUAUAUGUGCGCACUACCUACAAGUCCGUCCGCCGGCUGAAAUUAUUCUUCCUCACGAAAAUUUCCCGCGUGCUUUGGUGAUGCCCGAACGGUCGUCCUACAAAAUGCGAGACGUGCCAUAUCCAGGCCUGUCAACUUCAACGAGCCAAAACUCCAGCCCAUCAGCUUCGCGAACCCUGGAAAAAGAUAACCAGCCACGACCGCGUCCACUGCAUUUGGACCGGCCGCUUGCGCAACUCAUGAAGGAAGACCUGAAGUCGUACGGACUUUUUGUCGAAGGCGUUGCACUACUGGCAUGGGAUGUAGCUUGGUUGUGUAGGACUCAAGGAUUGGAUAGUGUGGAUUCGUUCGAAGACUUCUGCUCGAUUGGCAGGAAUUUAUGGCACCUCUUGACGAUGCAGCACCGAAAGCAACCCAAACCUCCGUCGGAUCGAAGACUUACCGCCGUCAGUGGCAAAGACGAAACUCCUCGAACCAUUGAUCCUACACCUCGUCUCGGACUCUACUCGCACGCAUCCGUUCGCUUCAAUCUAUCGUCCGCAGAAGGCUCUGACAUCUUACGAGAUUGGCGGCUCUCCAAUCCCGCACGUCUCAUCGACAAGCUCAAGUCCAUAAUGUUGUCUGAAAUCUCGGGCGCAGAGUGGGAUCUCCUCGAGGAGGCGGAAUGG